AUGAACAACAUCAACGAGAAGCCGACUUCGGCAAUGGAAAUCGAAACCCACAAUGCUGAGUCGGGCUACGGUUACGACGAGAAGAGCGGCUUGGACAGAGCUGGUGCUAUCGAUGCCGAGAACAUCGAGCAUAACAUGACGGUUUUGCAGUCCAUCAAGGCUUAUCCUGCUGCGAGUUGGUGGGCCUUUGUCAUGUCAUCCACCAUUAUCAUGGAAUCUUACUGUGUCUUCCUGAUGGGACAAUUCAUCGCCACGCAGCAAUUUGCCAGGGACUUUGGCGUCCAGAGCGGUGUCAGUGGCGAAUACAUCAUCGAAGCCUCCUGGCAAUCGGCCUUUCAAUGUGCUGGCCCGGUUGGCGCUUUCAUUGGUUGCUUCCUCGCCGGUCCCAUCACCUCUGCAAUCGGCUACCGCUGGACGACCAUUGGCGCUCUUAUGGCCUUGAACGGCUUCAUCUUCGUCUUCUAUUUCGGCAACAGCCAGGGCAUGUUCCUCGCCUCUCAGAUCUUGGAAGGCAUCCCGUGGGGCAUUUUCAUCGCCAAUGCUCCUGCUUAUUGCGCCGAGAUCGUGCCAAUGAGACUGAGAGCGCCUGCGACCCAGAUGUUGCAGAUGUUCUGGGCAAUCGGUUCGAUCAUCGUUGGUGGUAUCACUUAUCACUUCCAGUCCAAGCAAGACGCCUCUGCUUACAGAGUUCCCAUCGCACUCCAGUGGAUGUUCCCAACUCCUCUCGCUAUUGGCCUGUUCCUGGCACCUGAAUCACCUUGGUGGCUCGUACGAAAGGGCAAGCUGGCUGAGGCAGAGAAGGCUAUUCAGCGUCUUGGCCGCAAGGGUGCAGGCGAUAACCCCAAGGAUCAAGUAUCCAUGAUGCGUCGUACCAUUGAUCUCGAGAAGACCGUGAAGAAGCCCAGUCUUGUUGAAUUAUGGAAGGGCACCGAUCGCUACCGCACGCUGAUCGUUUGCGGUGUGUAUGCGUCUCAAAACCUGACGGGUAACCUGAUUGCCAAUCAGGCUGUCUAUUUCUUCAAGCAGGCUGGUAUGGCAGACGAUACUGCCUUCGCACUCGGUCUUAUCACCUCUGCCCUCCAAUGGAUCAUGGUCAUGAUUUCCUGGGUCCUAACCACCUACUUGGGCCGCCGCACCAUCUACGUGUACGGCCAAGCCAUCGCCACUUGCUUCUUGGUCGCGCUUGGUAUCGCCGCCUCUGUCGGUCGCAGCACAGCAGCCUCCAACGCACAAGCCUCCCUUGGCCUUCUCGUCUCGGUCCUCUUCUGUCUAGGUCCCGCCCCUACCUCCUAUGCCAUCAUCGGUGAAACCUCUUCCGUACGCCUGAGACCAUUGACGACCGGUGUCGGACGUGCCGCAUACUACUUGGUCAACAUCCCUUGCAUCUUCCUUGCGAGUUACAUGCUCAACACCGACAAGUGGAAUCUUGGAGGCAAGAGUGGCUACAUCUGGGCUGGUACUGCGUUGAUCUGCACGGUCAUGAGUUGGAUCUGGAUCCCCGAGAUGAAGGACAGAUCUUUCCGUGAGAUUGACAUCUUGUUCACUCGCAAGGUCAAUCCUCGCAAGUGGCCUCAGACGGUUGUCGAUGUCCAGGAUGAUGAGUAG
Messenger RNA from Aureobasidium pullulans EXF-150, 1605 nucleotides. Its product is annotated as putative MFS maltose transporter. Gene Ontology annotation, cellular component: membrane. The record is from RefSeq and is a predicted model, not a curated record. Gene Ontology annotation, biological process: carbohydrate transport; transmembrane transport. The transcript has 4 exons. Bases 1 to 1605 code for a protein of 534 amino acids. Gene Ontology annotation, molecular function: carbohydrate:proton symporter activity. Lineage: Eukaryota; Fungi; Ascomycota; Dothideomycetes; Dothideales; Saccotheciaceae.